Molecule: messenger RNA, 2884 nt
Organism: Nannospalax galili (Upper Galilee mountains blind mole rat)
Lineage: Eukaryota; Metazoa; Chordata; Mammalia; Rodentia; Spalacidae
Gene: Znf623
Product: zinc finger protein 623
Exons: 3
Coding region: 292-1782 (496 amino acids)
Biological process (GO): regulation of transcription by RNA polymerase II
Molecular function (GO): DNA-binding transcription factor activity, RNA polymerase II-specific; RNA polymerase II cis-regulatory region sequence-specific DNA binding
Source: RefSeq, a predicted model, not a curated record
CUUCCGGCCUGGGCGUGCCGUGCUGGUGCGGGCUUUGUCGGCGGCCGGGGCUCUGAGUGGCCCGGGGCGUGCUGUCGAUGCUGGGCGCCGGGUGAGUGGGGCGUCGCGGCUCGGCCGGCGGGUAGUCCGUCGGCCUCCCGGGACCUGUGCUUCGCCCUGGCGGGCGCCCGAGCUCCUCGCCCCGGCCCAAGCCGGUCCUGUGCCCGCCCAGCUUCGAGCGAUUCUGCUGUAGGAGCUGGUGACAAGAAGGUGACUGAAGCCUGAAUUCUUCAAGAUGAAAAUCCAUAUAAGAUGAUGUCAGACAGACUCACAGUGAUGGAGCCUUCUGCCCCUGAAUCUGGGGAAUUUCAUGAGGACAGAUUAGUGCAGCUAUUGGAGAACCCAGAACAGCAGAGCCUGGAGAGCCUCCCCUCUCAGGAGGGGGGCUUCAAGCAGGUGACAGUGACCCACUGGAAAAUUCAAACAGGAGAAGCAGCCCAGGUGUGUAGUAAGUCAGGAAGAAACCCUAUUUUGAACUCAAACCUUCUUAUACUUCAGAGAGAGCUUAUAGAAGGGGAGUCGCAUCCUUGUGGUAUUGGUGGCAAAAGCUUCCCAUUUAAUUCAGACCUAGUUACACAUCAAAUUUCUCACACUGGGGAGAAGCCUUACAAAUGUGAUCAUUGUGGGAAAGGCUUCAGUCAAACCUCACUCCUCACUGAGCAUCAGAGAAUCCACACUGGGGACAGACUUUAUGUGUGCAGUGUGUGUGGGAAGGAUUUCAUUCACUAUGCAAAUCUAAUUGAGCAUCAGCAUGUUCAUACAGGAGAAAAGCCGUUCAAGUGUGUACAGUGUGGGAAAGCAUUUUGUCAUAGCUCAGACCUGCUUCGGCAUCAGAGGGUUCAUACCAGAGAGAGGCCUUUUGAAUGCAAAGAAUGUGGGAAAGGCUUCAGUCAGAGCUCCUUACUCAUCCGCCAUCAAAGAAUUCACACAGGAGAAAGACCCUAUGAGUGUAAUGAGUGUGGGAAAUCCUUCAUUCGGAGCUCAAGCCUUAUUCGGCAUUACCAGAUCCACACGGAAGUAAAACAGUAUGAAUGCAGAGACUGUGGGAAAGCCUUCCGACACCGCUCAGACCUCAUUGAGCACCAGAGAAUUCACACUGGAGAGAGACCCUUUGAGUGCCAUGAGUGUGGGAAGGCCUUUAUUCGGAGUUCAAAGCUCAUUCAGCAUCAGAGAAUUCAUACUGGAGAACGGCCCUAUGUGUGUAAUGAAUGUGGGAAGCGUUUUAGCCAGACAUCCAACUUUACUCAACAUCAAAGAAUCCAUACUGGGGAGAAACUCUAUGAGUGUAAUGAAUGUGGGAAAGCCUUCUUUCUGAGUUCAUACCUGAUACGACACCAGAAAAUCCACACUGGUGAACGGGUCUAUGAAUGUAAAGAAUGUGGGAAGGCUUUUCUGCAGAAAGCCCACCUCACUGAGCAUCAGAAGAUCCACACCGGAGAUAGACCCUUUGAAUGCAAAGACUGUGGAAAAGCCUUCAUCCAAAGCUCCAAGCUGCUUCUGCACCAGAUUGUCCACACUGGAGAGAAGCCAUAUGUGUGUAGUUACUGUGGCAAAGGCUUUAUACAGAGGUCAAACUUCCUCCAGCACCAGAAGAUGCACACUGAAGAGAAGCACCAUGAGUACAGUCAGCAAGAUCUUACUCCACCCCCAGACCUUGUCCACCAGGAAAGUCUUUCCCCGAGUGAGACCUCCAUGCGUUUAGACCCUAACUCGAAGGGGGCACGUGACAUUCACAUCCCUUAGCCUGAACUCAAUCACCUGGCCACAGAAGCUCAAAACAAGGCAGAGGACUGGGGGCUACUGUGGGCUACAGCUUGCCAGUGAAGCAGAAGGCGCUGGUGGAAGACGAGACCAAGGGGAGCAGGCAGAGUCACUGGAGGAAAUACUGCAUGCCACAGAAAAUGUUCAUUCUAAUCGAACUAAGCAUUCUCUAAGACAGCAUCUCACUAUGUAGUGUAGUCGGCCUUGAACUCACUAUCUUGCUGUAGCCUACAAAGUACUGGGAUUACACCACCUCAUCCUAUACUUUUAUUUGCUAAAUCUGCCAAUCGCGAAGUUCCAUUUUAUACAAUUGAUUGCAGAAGGCAGUCCAAGAAGUCUGUGAGGCACAUUCCAGACAGCAGAAUGUUCCCAGAUGCUGAGAUGCACAACUUAGAGGGUAUGUUGGAGUUACAGAGGUCCUGUGGGCAGUUAGAGGCCUUGAGAGGCACCAGGCGGCUCUGAGCAGAAGAGUGACAAUCAGACACUAGGUGGGUCUGAGCAGAAGAGUGAUGAUCCUUUGUUGAUGAGCUGUAGGGUGCUGGGACCAGGUAGCAGAAAUACCAAGUGGCCACACACCCCAAGCACUCCCCAGCCAGUGACAGAUGUGAGUAGGAAGGGGUCCUGGUAUAGGGAAGGGGAGCCACUUCUCUCCUAGUGCCUGGCAGUUCCUGGUUGACAGAAGGGACAUUUCUUCUGCAGGCACCUCUCUGAACGGGCAAAGUAAGUGGCCCUUUGCUCCGGAGGUUAGUUGUGGUGGCACUUCACGUGGGCCUGGUGAGCAUCUCUGAAAACUCCUGCACUGCUCCCACAGCUAGCUUCCUGCCUCAGCCAACAGGCAGACACUCCCUGUGGCUAUGUGCUCACUCAGGUAUGCUCCCAGUUCAGGUUGGUGGCCUGUGACCUGGGGCAGGAGUCAGUGCUUGUAAGCAGUCACUGAUCUCCAGUGAGCAGGUUCUGCCUCCUCCCCUCCAAAAGCUUUGUGAGUUAUGUCAGAAUCAAGCAGACGUGCUUGUGUCUCUACAAUGUCAGAAUUUACUAAAUAACAACAGGCUCAAAAUAUGUCAGCUUUUAAAUUUAUUAUUUU